Molecule: messenger RNA, 2272 nt
Organism: Galdieria sulphuraria
Lineage: Eukaryota; Rhodophyta; Bangiophyceae; Galdieriales; Galdieriaceae
Exons: 4
Coding region: 13-2136 (707 amino acids)
Biological process (GO): DNA-templated transcription
Cellular component (GO): nucleus
Source: RefSeq, a predicted model, not a curated record
GACAAUAUCUUUAUGGUAAAAGUUAGAGGCUCCGAAAAUAAAAGACCAAAGCGCAAGAGAGAAAAUAUAUUGUUACAGGAAAACCUUCCCAAAGAUUGGUUUUGGGUUUGGUGGCCAGACUCGGGUUGGUGGAAAGUCCGUAUAACGGAUGUAGAAGAAGAAGAAGAGUGGUAUUGGCCAAGGACUCAGGAACCCUUGGAUACCCCCAUUCUGUCGUUAACUAUUUCGUAUGCCAGUCAUAAAAAUGGUUCUACUUGUUUCAUUGAACGAGUACUGUGGCAUGAAGGGGUUCUUUAUGACCAAGAAGGGGAAGAAACAAUUAGCUAUUGUUUGAACCCCCCACAAGACAACGUCGCCAAUAGCAGCGAACAGCUUGCAAAUGAAGAUAGUUUAAGGCCUUCUUCUCCAAGCACUUCUUCUAAUGAAACAGGGUCUCGUCGUUCCCAAGAGAAAGUUUUCAACGAAAGGAAUAAAGAGACCAAAGAACAAGCUAACAUAAAAACAACAAAAGUUGGCACAAGUCCUAGAAAAGAUUCUUUUAUGCAAGAGAGAGUAGCAGAAAACAUAAGGGAAAAGGCAAAGAACGUCUUGAACCAAAUUUUGCUCGAGAACUUAGAAGACACAGGUGUGGAUAUAGAUAAAACUAAUAUAUCAAAGAUUGCAAUAGAUAUAGAGAAUGCUCUUUUUGAAAAAUAUUUCAAAGCAGACUAUUUAGAGCAGCUGCGUAGCUUAACUUUCAACUUGCGUGGUAAACGUAACUUGGAUUUGAAGAGAGCAAUAGUUAUGUCCGACAUUUCACCAACAAGACUUGCUGAAAUGACUGCAGACGAACUGGCUUCCAAGUCAAUGAGAGAAGAGCGGAAGAGAAGAGAACAGGAAUCCUUUGCAAGAGCUGUCAUUCGGGACCCCACAGAUGUUGGUAUUAUGAAAGGUAUGAAUUCGACUGAGGUUUUGCCACAAAGAUCGGAAGACGCGUACGAGAAUGGGCAAAUAUUUCCAACGGAUAACUCGUUGCAAGAAGCAUGUAGAGAAGAUGUAGAAGCAGGGAUAGAAGACUCAGGAGUUCAAGGUUCUUUACCUGUAAAUAAGGAAAUAAUACAUGAAAUGGAUAGUAUUCAAUCAUGUCUUCAUGUGAAUGAAACCACUCAACAGAAGAACAAUGUGGAAGCACAAAAAUCAUCAAGCCUGACUCUCAGCAGCUUAGAAUUUUCCAUGUCCAAUAGUUUAGAUGACAAGUUUCAACAGUUUGCUUCAUCAAUGGGCGAGCCUGAAUCGAAUAAACGGAAUAGAAGCAUUUUGAGAGGCUCAACAACGGAUGCAAUUCGUUCCAAAAGGAGAACUGCAGUUUGGCAAGGCAAGAUUACUUUCGAUAAAACGAUAUCAUUCAGUGCUAUGGCGUUUUAUUUGGUUGGAGCAAGCAACUAUGCGGUUCUUCCGGGACAAAUGAAUGUGAUUGGUAGGACUGAACUCACUUCGACUAUAGAGUUUGUGAAAGGACUGGAAUACUCAACUUCUAGGGAGUUUAGUGUAGUAUAUUUUAAACCAAAAGAUUCAAGAGAUGAAGGCGGCUUUAAAGAGUUGAUAGACUUUCUUUCUAGAAGAAAGCGUGCUGGCGUAUUGUUCCAAACUGGCCAAUCAGAGGCUUACAUAUUACCACCUGGGAAGAUAACUUGUCGUGUUCAUGAAUAUGGAAUGGAACGCGUACUAGGAGUUAUAGUCACCCGUAAAACACCUUUGGAAGAACCACCAAUGCCACUAUCCGAGCAAGUAAAAGUAGGUCAAAGUGAACACCUGCCUCAAGGCUCACACUUGAGAUCUAUGGACGAAGAGAACAAUAGUCUUUCGCCUCACAUUCAAUUAUCUGCAGAACCAUUUAAGGAAGUCAUAGUUUCUGAACCAGAAAAAGAAAAGCAAGGUUCCUUUGCUAUGUUUACUAAAAAUAUUUCAACAAACUUGUCUUCAGCUCCUGAGAAAGGAGUGCUGAAUAGUAAUAUCACCACCGAAGAACAGCAUAAGAUUCUUCCAGGAUUGUCAAAAGGCCCGCAAUUGUCAAGCGUUAUGGGUAUCCGUUCUCUUUCUGGUAUUCCUGGAUUGAAUAAAACGAACGAAAGCGACAAGGAAUCUUUACAAAAGUGAUUUCUUUUAUUGGAUAACAAGUUGUGAAACAAACCAAAGGUGGUCAAUAACUUUGACUCUACUGGAAGUUUGUGAUUACGUGUUGCAGGAUACCUUGGUGACAAAGCCUUUUCGAUCUCCACGUUAGGUCAACUAG